Molecule: messenger RNA, 799 nt
Organism: Drosophila nasuta
Lineage: Eukaryota; Metazoa; Arthropoda; Insecta; Diptera; Drosophilidae
Gene: Gar1
Product: Gar1 ribonucleoprotein
Exons: 3
Coding region: 112-750 (212 amino acids)
Biological process (GO): snoRNA guided rRNA pseudouridine synthesis; ribosome biogenesis
Cellular component (GO): box H/ACA snoRNP complex
Molecular function (GO): box H/ACA snoRNA binding
Source: RefSeq, a predicted model, not a curated record
GGAAUCAUCGCAGAAGACAUACAUCUCUACUAAAAGUUGAUUGUGAAAAAGCGUGUUGCACGUGUUGCACGUGUGUUGUUUGCAAGACUGAAAUAAGGAAAUUUAGAGAAUAUGGGUUUCGGACGUCCUCAAGGAGGUGGCGGAAGAGGUUUUCGUGGCGGUGGAUCCCGAGGAGGCGGAGGUGGAUUUAAUUCUCGAGGUGGAUUCAAAAGAGGUGGACCACGUGGAGGUGGAGGCGGCGGACGUGGUGCCUUUGAUCAAGGACCUCCCGAGCGCGUUAUACCACUGGGCAAUUUUAGUUAUGUGUGUCAAAACGACUUAGUUUGCAAGGUGGAGAUUGAAGACGUUCCAUAUUUUAAUGCGCCCAUAUUUCUUGAAAACAAAGAACAGAUUGGAAAAAUUGAUGAAAUCUUUGGGACUGUUAGAGAUUACUCUGUAUCUAUCAAACUGUCGGAUAAUGUAUACGCAAACAGCUUCGCUCCAAGUCAAACUUUGUUUAUUGACCCAGGAAAACUUUUGCCAAUUGCAAGAUUUCUACCAAAACCACCACAGUCCAAAGGAGCGAAGAAAAGAGCUGGUGGAAGUGGCGUAGGUGGCUUUCGAGGUCGCGGAACUGGAAUGGGUAACCGAGGUGCUCGUGGCGGUGGUGGAUUUAGAGGUUCAAGUCGUGGUGGAAACGGUGGUGGAUUCAGUAGGGGUCGCGGAGGUGGUGGAGGACGCGGAGGUGGGGGAGGACGCGGACGUUGGUAAUUUUAUACCUUAUUUAAGUCUAAGAAAAUAAAGAUUAAUUUUCAUGAAA